AUGUCGUUAAAAGUUGUCGCGUACGGCGUUCACGUGCGGACAGCGGUCGCACCCGAUGGCCCCGGCGCGGCGCUCGAGACCCGCUCCACGGCGCAAGGGCUCGAGGUCAACGUUGACAACAUUGCAAUGCGCGGCGGCGACCCCGUCGUCGUCAUCGCUUUCGUACUGCCUACAGCCUCGGGGGACAAGGUGGAUGGCUCGGUCACGGUACAGAUCAACCAGCUGCCGCAUGUCCGCCGCCGUGGAUGGCUAUCGCUCGAACCGUCGAUCGAGGGGGUGCUCGCGUACUACUUGCUUGACCCCGAGUCCGCCGGCACGGUCAUCCUCUUCCGCAACCCCGGCACACGCGAUUUCCUGGCCCAGCUCAACGACAACACGCCGAUCGGUGACCUGACCCUCCCCGGCACCCACGAGUCAUGUGCCCUCUACGGAUUCUUCAUCUCCCAGUGCCAGCAAACGGCUACCCCGGUCGCCCAGCAGCUCAUCGACGGCGUUAGAUUCCUCGACGUACGCUUAAAGGUUGAGAAGGGACGCCUUGAGACGUACCACGGCAUCCGCCCAGAGCGCUCCACCCUCAAGGCCGAGCUCGACGCCAUCGAGUCCUUCUUUGUCCAGCACCCACGCGAAACCGUCAUCGUCUCUAUCAAAGAAGAGACCCCGCCCUGGCACCCCGACUUUUCGCAAAUGGUGUACAACGAGUUCAAGUCGUAUGGCGACCGUUGGCGCUUUGCCGAGACCGUGCCGACGCUCGGGGAGGCCCGCGGCAAGGGCAUCAUCUUCACGCGCUUCGAUCGCAGCAACGACAACGAAUGGCCAGAGGGCAUGGGCAUUCACCCGACAACAUGGCCCGAUUCCCGGCGCGAGGGCUUCGAAUGGGAUUGCAAGGGAACGACAGUCAAGACGCAGGACUGGUACCGCGUCGACUCGUUUAUCGAGAUUCCUGAAAAGACCGAAGUAGUCAUCAACUCGUUGGCGCCGACGCUCAGCCCCCAGCAAGGCUUGCCGUGGACCAUAUCGUUCGCCUCGGCAUCUAGAUUUCCAAUGGCCCCACCGCAGUGGAUGGCCAAGGGGGUUGGGUUCCCGACGUGGGGUCUCGGCGUCGACGGCGUGAACGGCAGAGUCACCAAGUGGUUACUCGAGCAGGCGGCGGCUGGCAAGAGGCCCCGGGCCACGCUCUUGACCGACUUUUAUCACCAGGCGGGCGACGGCAGCGCCAGCAUCGCCGAGUUACUCGUCGCGCUCAACUUUAUCAACAACUAA
Vanrija pseudolonga is the source of this 1260-nucleotide messenger RNA. Its product is annotated as 1-phosphatidylinositol phosphodiesterase. Gene Ontology annotation, molecular function: phosphoric diester hydrolase activity. The coding region runs from base 1 to 1260 and encodes 419 amino acids. Gene Ontology annotation, biological process: lipid metabolic process. The record is from RefSeq and is a predicted model, not a curated record. The transcript is spliced from 3 exons. Lineage: Eukaryota; Fungi; Basidiomycota; Tremellomycetes; Trichosporonales; Trichosporonaceae.